Plodia interpunctella (Indianmeal moth) is the source of this 2955-nucleotide messenger RNA. RefSeq names its product Methionyl-tRNA synthetase, mitochondrial (gene MetRS-m). Gene Ontology annotation, molecular function: ATP binding; methionine-tRNA ligase activity. NCBI's taxonomy places the organism in Eukaryota, Metazoa, Arthropoda, Insecta, Lepidoptera, Pyralidae. The transcript has 10 exons. The record is from RefSeq and is a predicted model, not a curated record. Gene Ontology annotation, biological process: methionyl-tRNA aminoacylation. The coding region runs from base 285 to 1955 and encodes 556 amino acids.
AUUUUGAAGUCCGUCCGCCCGCUUAGCUUCUGUCUGUGCAGUGAGUGAGCGAGCUUGCUCGAUGUGCAGUAAAGUAAAUUAAUGCACUUCGAUACUUAAUAAAUUCGCGUCGCAUCAAGAUUGCCUUGAACUUUUCAAGCGCAUUACCGUCAGAAUAAGUUACUAAUAAACUUAAGCCGGACUCGAUUCAAAACUCGCUUCAUCGGAUCUAAAAAUACCCAGCCUGUGUCCUGAUUGUCCCCCAAAAGAAAUAUUUCCAAAACAGCUGUGUCGUUUUAUUGAGGAUGAGAUUAACACUGCGUUUGUUUUCUUCGGUUGUUAAUAAAAGACCAUUUUAUGUAACUACGCCGAUAUUCUACGUAAAUGCUGAACCUCAUAUUGGACACCUAUACACGGCCGUGGUAGCCGACGCAAUCCAGAGAUUUGAGAAGCUCACAAACCCACAUUAUGACAUCAUAUUUAGCACUGGCACAGACGAGCAUGGUAUAAAGGUCCAGCAAGCAGCAGCCAAAGCGAACCUCCCAUUAGCAGAGUACUGUAACAACAUAUCGAGCGAAUACUCCAGCCUUUUUCGAGAAUUCGACGUGGAAUACACGGACUUCAUUAGGACCACUGAAGAAAGACAUAAACGUGCAGUUAGGCAUUUUUGGCAACGGCUGGUGAAACAAGAAUACGUGUACAAAGCGAACUAUUCCGGCUGGUACAGCGUCAACGACGAAUGCUUCGUGCCUGAGGCGCACGUAAAGGACGAGCUCAGGAAUGGCGAGACUGUAAAAGUGUCCACUGAGUCGGGCAACUGCGUGGAGUGGACAGAGGAAUCAAACUAUAUGUUCAGACUGAGCGCCUUCAAGACACAUCUGAAGUUAUGGCUGGAGAAAGACGGUGUGAUAACUCCAGGCAAGUACCAGCGCCAGUUACAGGAGAUGUUGGAGAGCGCGACAUACUUCCCGGACAUAUCCAUCAGCAGGCCUUCCUCCAGGGUGCACUGGGCGAUACGGGUCCCAGAUGAUGAAGAGCAAAGCAUAUACGUGUGGCUGGACGCGUUGAUAAACUACCUGACUGUGAUCGGGUUCCCGGACGACGACGUCAUCAAACAACGUGGCCGAGCCUGGCCCGCCGACGUCCAGGUUGUGGGGAAAGACAUACUCAAAUUCCACGGUAUCUACUGGCCGGCGUUCCUAAUGGCGAUCAACUGGCACCCGCCGCGCAAGGUGGUGUGCCACGCGCACUGGACGGCGGCGGGCGUGAAGAUGUCGAAGUCUCGCGGCAACCAGCGGCGCCCGCGCGCGGCGCCCGCGCCCGCCGCGCUGCGCUAUCUGCUGCUGCGCGAGGCCACCAUGGCCGCCGACGCCAACUACAGCGAUACCAAGCUAAUAAACGUAGCCAACUCUGAGCUAGCGGACACCCUCGGCAACCUCGCCAGCCGCAGCUGCGGCGCCGCGCUGAACCCGCGCCAGGAGUUCCCCGCGCUGCAUGCGCAGGAGUUGAUGCGCUGCAGCCUCAGCCCCGUCACUGUGCAGCUCAUGGACAGCUUGGAGAGAUUGCCAGAAUUAUGCUACUUGCACUAUCGCAAUUAUCAGUUCUACAAAGCGGUGGACGCAGUGAUCCAUGUGCUCCACCUCGCCAACUUGUUCUUCGAGACGCACAAGCCUUGGGAACUAAGGAAAAAAGUCGAAAAUCAAAAACAACUGGACGUGAUCUUACACAUAACAAUGGAAACAUUAAGAAUCUGCGGCAUUAUACUACAACCUAUCAUACCAGAUUUGUCGACGAAAUUGUUAGAUAAAUUGCAGAUACCGAAAGAUUGUAGGUAUUGGAAGAAUUGCGAGACCCCGUCUUGGAAAAUAGAGGGUGCUAUACACGAAACUAAGAAUAUACAGAGCGGAAACUUUGUGUUGUUCCAAAGAAUAUAUGUGGAUAAAAAUAAUGCACAGAAAAAAAAGGCUAGCGCGUAGUUUAUAUAGUCCGGUGUCAAUUGGCUUUUGCUCUGUACAUAGAGUGGGAUACAGUUAGAUGACGUGUAUUUUGAGCUUGUUUUAGUUAAAGACAUAAAUACUUAUAUUGCUAUAAAUACGCACACAAUAAAAAAAAUAUCAAUUAACUGUUAUAUGUUGACUGCCAUUUGCACUCGAAAACAUGUAGAUAUUUAAAAAUUAUAGGAAAGGUGUAUUCUUGAAAUGUUUGUGGUUUAGUGUUUCUCCACUAGAUUUGUUGUUGGAUCAAUGUUUUCCUAAUUUAUACAUGAUUACGUGUGCAAUGAAAAACGCACGCCAAAUACUCAACUUUUAUAUGAGUAAGCAGAGUCGAUUGACUUGACAUAUGAAAUAUGAAAUUAUAGGUAUCUUUCCAUAAUUUACCCGCGGCUUCAAUUUUCCUUAUACUCAAUAUAUUCUUUGAAUCAAUUACAUAGGUGUUAGCUUUACAGUGUAAUUAUUAUGUAAAUAUUGUGUAUAAAAGAAAAAAAAGAUCAUAAAAUCCUGAAGUCCAAAAAAUAAGUUCAAAAUUAGUUUUAUGGGUUUGUUGUUUCUUCCAAUAUGUGCAUUUAUAAGCAUUUUCCUAUUAAUUAUAUUGUCACGUGUAUAAGCCUGGCAAAUAAGAACGCGGUGGUUAUAAAUAUAAUUAUUUCACACCCUCUCGUUGCGUUUCAUUGCACAGUUUAUUAUUCAAAUAAUUUUAUUACUGGUUCGCGGAAAUGCGCUAUUCUUUUAACACGCCAUGCGUGUUUUCUUGCGACACGCUUUGUGUGUUUUCUUGCACUGAGCGUGUCAACCUGUCAAAAGCGUAUAAGUUGUUGCCACUUGCCAGGCUCUGACAUAGAUUUGUUGUACUUGCAAAUUAGCUUUUAAUUGUGAAUAGUUAGUUCAAUUUGAAUAGUUCAAGUAGUUUAAUUUUUAGUUGUGUUCGACUGAUGCGUUAUUUAUAAUUUAUUUGUGAAUAAAAUCUGUUGUUGAAAUA